AUGGGUCUUAAAAUGGAUGCGGAUGUUAAACCUUCUCUUGUCAUACUUUAUUUUGGUGGAAAUGAUUCAGUAGAUCCUGAGUUUCCUAGCAGCGCUCAUGUCCCUCUUCAAGAAUAUGUUGAAAACAUGGGGAGAAUUGCACUUUAUAUCACGAGCCUUUCAGAAAAUACUCGUCUGAUUAUGCUAAGCGCUCCUCCGGUGAACGAGGAACAAAUUGUUCAAUUUUAUGGCGAUAAUCGAGGUAGAUAUAACGAGACCUGCCGCAUAUACUCAGAAGCUGGUAUAAAAUUAGGCCAAGAAUUAGGCGUGAAGGUUAUAGAUUUUUGGUCUGCACUUCAGGAACGCCCAGAUUGGUUGACUACAGUCUUCUGGGAUGGGAUGCAUUUAACAAAGGAAGGAAGUGACAUUUUGGUAAAGAAAAUCUCGAGGGUACUUAGAGAGGUAGACUGGGAGCCAAGCCUACACUGGACAAAAAUGGCUGAUGAAUUUUCUGAUAUUAUCAUACCACUCGCUUCUGGGAUGAACCUUGACAACUGGCAGAAUGAGUAUAUUGAAUAAAACUCUAAAUCUUUUAGGUGCAUAUAUUAACAUAUGCAAGAAUAAGACAUGUACUCUUCAUUUCCCGUUUUCUUGUUUGAUCUUUUAAACUACUACUAAUAAAAAAAGGAAUUAGCACGGACAAAUUAAAUUCUGUAGCUAAACAGAAAAAUAUUAGCAACGGAUUAGUGAAAGAUUAUCAAGAAAUCAUUUUAGUUACAAACGAUUUAGCGACAUAUUAGCGAUGAAGUUAUUAACUAAUUCCAGUAUAUUUUGUAGUGACUCUUCUGCAAAGGAAUAAAUGUA
Messenger RNA from Nicotiana tabacum (common tobacco), 843 nucleotides. The record is from RefSeq and is a predicted model, not a curated record. Lineage: Eukaryota; Viridiplantae; Streptophyta; Magnoliopsida; Solanales; Solanaceae.